AUGCAGACUCAACAAAAAGUUACUAAUCUUCAGUCCACAGGUAACACUCCUCCUUCCCAUGCGUUUUCCAUGGAUUUACAAGUGAAAGAAGCAAUAGAAAACAUGUUAUCUAUAGCUGGUGAAGGGGUUAUUAUCGAAGGAGGUGAGGAUAGGUCUGAGCCUCAGGGGGAAGCGUCUAAGACCUUGGUAGAAGGACCUGAUCCCUUCUCGGAGGAUCCAACUCAGGGGUUCUCUCAAGAGCCCCAGGUCAGUACUGAUCCUGCUCCCACUCCUCAUUUUUAUGCUGAGCCUUUGUAUGUGGUGGUGCUUGAGAUGAGAUCUGUAUUUGGUGAAGAGCAUGGAGAUAGUGAAGAGGAUUUUGUUGCCACUCCAGAGCCAACUCCUAAGCCACCCAUUACAAGGUUGCAAAAGAAGGACGCUCUUGAGUCCGCUCAUAAGAAAAGUCAAGUCAGUCAAAGGAGGAGGAAAUUGGUGAAGGAUGGAAAGGCUGUGCAUGAUAAGGUAGUACAUGUUGUCACUGUGGAUGAUGAAGUGGACGAGGAACCUGGUUCCUUGACUCACAAGAGCUCACAAAAGCACUCUCUCUCCAAGUCUAAAGAGAAAUCUUUGGUGAGUAUUGAGAGUCCAAACAAGAGUGAUGAUGUUAUCUCUAGUGAAAACUUGGUGAAAGAAUCUGGUGACAAGAUAGUUGAAGAAAGUGGUGGAAGAUAUGGUAACAAGGGGAUGGAAGAUGUUGGUGAACACGUGAAAGUUGAUGUCGAUGAGGAACCUGGUUCUCCCAAGAAGGCCAAAAUUGGUGAUCCCCAGAGUACUGGGAAAGAGAAAUUGAAAAAUCAAAAAGUGCUAAGGGGCUGCACAUUUGCCCCUAACAUUUUGGAGGAGGCUGGAAUGCGACAAUUGGUUGAAAUUUGUGAGUUUCAACAGUGGACACACUUGUUCACAGGAGAUUCUCCCAAAGUAUAUGAGGAGGAAGUGCGUAGCUACUAUGCUGACUUCUUCAAAGUUGAUGAUGACCAUAUCUGCAUGAUGGUGAAUGGGGUGGAUUUUGUGAUGGAUUUUGCGGUGCUGGGGUCUAUUCUGAAUGUACCUGCUAAAGGAUUGUCUAUUGUUCAAGGCUCAUGCACUCCAAAUUUUAGAAAUGCUAUAGUCAAGGAUAAGGCAGUCCAACAGGGGGAACGGGUGCACAAGAAGGCUCUCCUUUCAGUGUACCAAUUGUUGUUUGAGAUGGUGAAUAAGGUUUUUCUCCCUCAUGCUGAGAGAAGGUCCAUGGCAUCCAUAGCUUACCUGGUUCUCAUAGAAGCGCUGGAUGGCUUCACUACCAUUAACCUGCCUGGGAUUAUGAUUGAACAUAUGCAGAAAGUGGCAGAAUUCAAAGAUGGUAAUCAUGGGAUGCCUUAUGGGUUCCUUCUCACCAAGGUUUUUGAGUUAUUCAAGGUCCCUCUAGGACAAGCUAAAAACAAUGCUACGGAGGAGAUCAGAAAGUUAAAAGCAAGGAAUGUUAUUCUUGAUGGUCAGCUCAGUCAGCUUCAAGAGGCACUUGGUUCCAGUAGUUCUCAAAGCUCAGAGGUUGCCCGUAUGACUAAGGAGAAUGUUGAGCUUAAGAAACAAGUGGAGGACCUGAAGGAGAAACUGCUCAAUGAGCAAAUGUCGGCGAAUGAUCGAAUGGAUCUAGUCCUCCAAACUCUUGCCUCUACCUCUAAGCCCUCUCCUUCAAGUGCUCCCUAG
Messenger RNA from Nicotiana attenuata, 1725 nucleotides. RefSeq lists its product as uncharacterized. The coding region runs from base 1 to 1725 and encodes 574 amino acids. The transcript has 4 exons. The record is from RefSeq and is a predicted model, not a curated record. NCBI's taxonomy places the organism in Eukaryota, Viridiplantae, Streptophyta, Magnoliopsida, Solanales, Solanaceae.